AUGUCAGUGGACCCUUCCCAGUCGCUGAAUCCCGGUUUUUCCAUCAACGAGCUGCUCCUAAAAUCGCAAGAUCUCAAUUCAAACCUCAAAUUUGUGACCUCCGAAGCCUCCGAAAAUGACGACGAAAACUCCACUUCCAACCCAAAAUCUCUUCAAAAUUCAUCUGAAACCUCAACAACAGCUUCGUCCUUAUCAUCCCUCGCACCGCCAGUCCUAAGCCUUCCAUUUGGCUCUUUCUGUAUUCCAAAUUCCACAGCGUCCAGUACAGUGAACUCCACGACGUCCGGGACGCCAAGUCCGAACAGUAUGAACUUCGAGCAGUGCGCAAAAUUUAUGCUAGCUGCAGCCGCACAAUCAAUGCCUCCGCCCGCAUUCAUGGGGAAUUUUCGAAUGCCCGAGGCAAUGGAAACAACAAGUAUGGAGAGCAUCAUGAAAAACGGGUUCAUGACAACGCCCGGAAUGAGCUGCGAAGGCAUGAUGAUGGGGAGUACGUCGAAAUCUCCUUGUUUUUUCGAUUUCCAUUAGUCAUCAAAAACAUACACAUAUAUUUAUAAUAAUUUUACAAUAAAUUUUCAGUGAAUCCAUGGGAAAUGCUGCAUGCUCAAGCCCUCCGGCUCUAUGCCUCCAACUUCAUUCAGCAAAACAAAUCCUACCGCAGACGGAAGGCGCGCACAGUGUUCUCCGACGCCCAAUUACAAGGUCUGGAGAAUCGGUUCGAGUUGCAGAGGUAUUUAUCGACUCCCGAAAGAAUCGAGCUGGCGGCUUCGUUGCAGCUGAGCGAAACACAGGUCAGAGAGUUUACAAUUGAAGGGCAAUUUGGAGGGCGGAAAAAGAAGUAUAACUAGGGCACUAGAUCUAAGUUAUAGUAGGAUAAGUGCGAUGAAAUAACCGGGAAAUUGCUAGAGGCACAACGCUCGAAUUUUCUUUAAGAGCCAGAGGUCAAAAAAUUGCAUUUUGAAAAGAAAAAUCACUUCAAGAAAUCGGAUUCUUUUUAUUAAGGCCAACUUUUUGUUUUCUUAAAAUUAUGACCUAAAUAUCUCGACAGUCUGCCGGGAAAAUAAUGAGCACAAUGCCACUGCGCCGACUGAUAUAGGAUCCAUUCAAUCCUUGCAAUAACCCUGCACAUUUUCAGGUCAAGACCUGGUUCCAAAACCGCCGAAUGAAGGACAAGAAAUGUCCGUCCGGCAAAUCCGGGGAUUCCACCAUGGACGAAGGCCGCGACACUCCAGACGAUGACUAA
This is a messenger RNA of Bursaphelenchus xylophilus (pine wood nematode), 1240 nucleotides long. The record is from the annotation of a GenBank genome assembly. NCBI's taxonomy places the organism in Eukaryota, Metazoa, Nematoda, Chromadorea, Rhabditida, Aphelenchoididae.